Halichondria panicea is the source of this 864-nucleotide messenger RNA. Its product is annotated as glucosamine 6-phosphate N-acetyltransferase-like. The coding region runs from base 160 to 753 and encodes 197 amino acids. Gene Ontology annotation, molecular function: glucosamine 6-phosphate N-acetyltransferase activity; monosaccharide binding. Lineage: Eukaryota; Metazoa; Porifera; Demospongiae; Suberitida; Halichondriidae. Gene Ontology annotation, biological process: UDP-N-acetylglucosamine biosynthetic process. Gene Ontology annotation, cellular component: endoplasmic reticulum-Golgi intermediate compartment; endoplasmic reticulum; Golgi apparatus. The record is from RefSeq and is a predicted model, not a curated record. The transcript has a single exon.
CAGGUUCAAUUAAAGCAUGAUCAGUUAACGCUCUUUACCAUAAUUAUUGUCACUGUGCCUGUCUCAAAAGUUUUCCUCUCCUCAUCAUUAAUUUUGAUUGAGGCACUCUUUUUGGUUGAGGACCUCUUAAUAAUGAACUAAGGUUGUCUCUCUUCCACAAUGGAACCAUGCUCAAGGACCACACAAGAGAAGGGAACUCCCUGUGACCUUCAAGACAGUCUAUUUGACGACACUGUCCUCAGAACUAUGAACACUGACAAAUGUAAAUUCGCAAUGAAAGGUAUACAAUACCCUACACCCGGAACUAGUCUGUUUGCUCGACCACUUCGCCGCUCGGACUAUGACAAAGGCUUUCUUCAACUGCUCUCUCAGCUGACAAAAGUAGGUGACUACAGUAAAGAGGCAUUUGAAGCACAGUUCAACUCGAUGCAAGCACUACCAGGAAUGUACUAUGUAGUGGUGAUAGAAGACACGUCAACGGCUACACUAGUGGCCAGUGCUACACUGCUGAUUGAGCAUAAGUUUAUUCAUGGUGCUGUUAUACGAGGUCGUAUUGAAGACGUUGUCGUGGAUAGUGAGUAUCGAAGUUCUAGUUUAGGGUCAUUCCUUUUGGAACUGUUAACUUGUUUUUCUGAAGAAAUUGGUUGUUACAAGAUAACUCUCGAUUGCAAGCUAAAACUGGUUGGAUUCUAUGAGAAAUUUGGUUACAAUAAUGAAGGACAAUGUUUCCUCACAAAACGUUUUAAAGACUAAAUAUAUUUUUAGCAGUAAUUGUUAGGUGAUUUGUCUUUUUAUUGUAUUGUUGUGAUCAUUAUCAAUAAUUAUGUUCUUGUCAAAAUUAAAUCUAUUUACAGCUUUCUUUGA